AGCAUGAUGAAGAUCCAUAGUCCGUCGUGCAUUGCACAUGCACUGAAGUAGCAUGCUACAUAUGUCGUGGUCUUCACGAACAAAAAAUAGCGAAAAAGAUGUACGGAGGCGAGCGAGUCGGCAUUGCCGCCUGUCCAGUGUGCGACCGAGUUUUCCGGCCUCGCACAGAAUCCGUGGACGCGCGUGCGUGCCUCCGGCAGCACAUCCGACAGCUGGCGCAAAAUGGUUGCGACCAGCAUCUGGAGCUUCACGCCAGUAACUACCUGAAUCCGCAUGCACCGCACGGUUCAUCGACUCUGUUUCCUCUGCCUUUCGGGUUGACUCCGGAGCAGACCGCGGCAGCGCGGGCGGAGCGCGAAGCUGUGCGGGCGGCUGCCCGUUUGCAGGAGGAGGAGAAACGGGCUGCGCGGAAACUCGCCCGGGAACUGUAUUCGCUCGCCCAGGGGGGCCACGAUCUCGGCCGUUUGGCGGACCUGCUGGAUUUGGAUUAUUCUGUGGUGGUGAGCGAAGACCAGAAAAAGAAAGCGUGCGGGUCUCUGCUACACCGGUACUAUCGUCAUUUGUUAGAAGUGCAGGAGGUCGCUGAGGAAGCAGAGAAGCAGGCACAGGAACAAGCAGAGGAUGUCGAAGACGACGAAGAGCUUGAUCAUCUUGAAGAACAACAUGAAACUGCCACCGCAGUAGACUGUUACAACGCACAUAAUGACAAUUCAAAAAAGCGCAACAGUACCAAUAGUCGAAUAGUAAACACGGCGGGCGACACUGGCUCAUCUCUAGGAGCAUCUAACUCGACCACCACUGCCGCGGCCUCCACACCCAGCACGGAGGCUAGUGCAGGUUCACCUUUGGAAGAUGAGCAUCACCAUCAGCGUCUUGCUUCUCCAAAUGAGGAGGUGGAUCAUCGUGGGACAAGCACAAGCACCAACUCAACAACGUCUAACAGCAGUCUUGCCAUUGCUCGCGCGGCGAAUAGGAGCAGCGCUAUUUCAACGAUUGGAGCAAGAAAUGUCGACGCAGAUGAAUCUGAACCAGCUGCAGCUGUCGCGACCACGACAGUAAAUGUAAAUGCGAAUGGCAAGAAGCUGGUGAAAAACAGAAAUGACUGCUACUCGUCCCUCCUCGACGCAAAUAGGAAGCAUCGGAAAAUCCUGAAUCUGAACGCUGGCGGAGAAGACGGCUACACGCCACUGAUGACAGCCUGUGAAAAUGGGAAAACUUCUGUCGUCAAACUCCUGCUGUGGACAUUGGCCGACGAGGAGGCGGAGGCGGAGUCGCUACAGCCUCACACGGACAGGCUGCUCGUGAAGAAAGACGAAAUAAAGGAAUACUCCCAGCGAAAAUCGCUCGUGGGGCGGGUGCGUGGUUGUACGGAUCGUGAGCCAGCGCGAAGUGUUGAAACCGGAACCGCAUUUGCUCGGGUGGCUGCCGUGCCGGCACAACUGGGCUUUCUACCAACUGCAUCUUCUGGGAACAACUCCUGUUCGGCGCAAGAAGAACAAUUAUUGGCCCUUGAACAGGCAGAACCUGGGAUGCACUUGCAGGUGCGCGUGGUACCAUCGGAAUUCCACCAUUGGGGCACGUCGUUUGAAGAGCGCCGUUUUGUAGACUAUACCUUUUGCCGCAACACGCCGAAGGAGCAGCCGGUCGAAGAUCCGAAGCGCAGACCAGACGACAAGAAGCUACAGCUACACCUCGCGAACGCGUACGGGCAAACGGCGCUUUCCCUUGCCGCGACCAAGGGCCACAAGCAGAUCGUGCAGAUGUUGCUGAAAACCUUCUCCGAACAGACCACGGCCAACAAGCUCCUGCCAACCAUGGAGCAGAAGAACACGAGGCCGGUGCAGAAACACCCGGUGGAAAAAAAGUGUUUCAGUUUUUUCGAGACCGGAAACCCCGCGGAGGAGGCCCGGAAGGUGGGGCACUCGGAAAUUGCGGAUCUGAUCGCGGAGGCUGCAACCGGGUGGCAGAAAAAGUAUUUCGAGCUGGCGCAGAAGGACUGGACAAACCUUCCGGAGAAAACCUACGACUCCCUUGUCGACCGGUGCGUGGCUUUCUGCGCGAAAACCAUGGGUGUGCACGUCCGGCCCGUUAACCACGGGGCGGGAGACCAGCCGCUGGCCGGUGGCGCACCGCUUUGCUUUUUGUGUUUCACCGAAGAGGUGAACGCGGCACUGGUGCCAUGCUUCCACUGCAAAACCUGUUACGCCUGCGCACAGGAGCUGCUGCGCCGGAAUGAGCCCUGUCCCUUCUGUCGAGUCGCAUGCACCUCGGUGCAGCGGAUGUAUUUGUAAACGAAGUACUUAGUGUUCUCGAUGCUUAGCGAUAGAAGUAUAUUUUCAGUUUGGGUUAGGUUUUGCAGUUUUGGAAAAGGGCUGUAGCUGAGUACUCACAUUUUGGUGGAAAGAGACAAAACUUGCGUGUAACAAUGCUGAAGAUCGUAGCUGCUUUUGUGCUACAGUACUUAUGUUGAAGAGCUCCACAACGCCGCCACGUCUGGGCGCCUAGCGAAAUAAAGCAGAUAUUGUGUGCAAAUGAAUACGAAAUCGAAAACAAGUCUCCGCAUA
Molecule: messenger RNA, 2564 nt
Organism: Amoebophrya sp. A120
Lineage: Eukaryota; Dinophyceae; Syndiniales; Amoebophryaceae
Source: the annotation of a GenBank genome assembly